This is a messenger RNA of Capra hircus (goat), 3336 nucleotides long. RefSeq names its product galactosamine (N-acetyl)-6-sulfatase (gene GALNS). The record is from RefSeq and is a predicted model, not a curated record. Bases 137 to 1774 code for a protein of 545 amino acids. Gene Ontology annotation, molecular function: arylsulfatase activity; N-acetylgalactosamine-6-sulfatase activity. Lineage: Eukaryota; Metazoa; Chordata; Mammalia; Artiodactyla; Bovidae. The transcript has 14 exons.
AGUGUAAGAGCCUUGACCCCGCCCCUCCUGUCACUCAGACAUCGUGGCCUCGCCCCACCGCCAGGCCGGAAGGACGCUCGCUUCGCCGGUCAGGUUCCUGCAGCUUCCCGGUUCAGUGGCACUUGGCCUGUUUGCCAUGGCGGCGGUUGCUGUGGCGACUAGGUGGUGGCUGCUUCUGAUGCUAAGCGCCGCGGAGCUGGGGGUCGCGCCCGCCCCUCAGCCCCCCAACAUCCUGCUCUUGCUUAUGGACGACAUGGGGUGGGGCGACCUGGGGGUGUAUGGAGAACCUUCCAGAGAGACCCCGAAUUUGGACCAGAUGGCCGCGCAGGGGAUGCUCUUCCCGAACUUCUACACGGCCAACCCCCUGUGCUCCCCGUCCAGGGCAGCUCUGCUCACUGGACGUCUGCCCAUCCGCAGUGGCUUCUAUACCACCAACGGGCACGCCAGGAAUGCCUACACUCCACAGGAGAUAGUGGGGGGCAUCCCGGACUCGGAGCUCCUGCUGCCGGCACUGCUGAAGGGAGCUGGCUACGCCAGCAAGAUCGUGGGCAAGUGGCACCUGGGCCACCGACCUCAGUUCCACCCCUUGAAGCACGGAUUUGACGAGUGGUUUGGAUCCCCCAACUGUCACUUUGGACCUUACGACAACAAGGCGAGGCCCAACAUUCCUGUAUACCGGGAUCAGGAGAUGGUUGGCAGGUUUUAUGAAGAAUUUCCAAUUAACCUGAAGACCGGAGAAGCCAACCUCACCCAGAUCUAUCUGCAGGAGGCGCUGGAGUUCAUUCAGAGGCAGCAGGCAGCCCACCGCCCCUUCUUUCUCUACUGGGCUGUUGACGCUACACACGCGCCCGUUUAUGCCUCCAAGCCUUUCCUGGGCACCAGCCAGCGAGGGCGGUACGGGGACGCCAUCCGUGAGCUGGACGACAGCGUCGGGAGGAUCCUGCGUCUCCUCCGGGACCUGGGCAUCGCAGAGAACACCUUUGUUUUCUUCACGUCUGACAAUGGUGCCGCUCUCAUUUCUGCGCCCAGACAAGGUGGCAGCAACGGGCCCUUUCUGUGCGGAAAGCAGACCACGUUUGAAGGUGGGAUGCGGGAGCCUGCAAUUGCUUGGUGGCCCGGACACAUCCCUGCUGGCCAGGUGAGCCACCAGCUGGGCAGCAUCAUGGACCUCUUCACCACCAGCCUGUCCCUCGCAGGCCUGGAGCCACCCAGGGACAGGGCCAUCGAUGGCCUGGACCUCCUCCCCGCCAUGCUGCAGGGCCACCUGACAGAUAGACCAAUAUUCUAUUACCGCGGCAACACACUGAUGGCAGUGACGCUUGGCCUGUACAAGGCCCACUUCUGGACCUGGACCAAUUCCUGGGAGGAGUUCAAACAGGGCAUUGAUUUCUGUCCUGGGCAGAACGUCUCAGGGGUCACCACCCACUCGCAGGAGGAGCACACGAAGCUGCCCCUCAUCUUCCACCUGGGCCGAGACCCUGGGGAGAGAUUCCCCCUCAGCAUUGCCAGCAUCGAGUACCUGGACGCCCUUCGCAGGAUCACCCCGGUCGUCCAGCAGCACCAGGAGGCCUUGGUCCCCGGACAGCCCCAGCUCAAUGUGUGCAACCGGGCAGUCAUGGAGCAAGAUGAACCAAACCCGUGUGGGAUGUGGGUGUGGACCGGCUGGGUGGAUGGCCUGGGGUGCAGCCAGCCCGUGAGCCCCGCUCCUCACCCACCCCCACCAAACCCUGCUGGAGUUCUGAGGAUGGAUGUGCAGCCCAAGCUGCUGCCCUGAGCUGGGUGGAAGAGCGGGGUGAGAACUAAAGGACAUUGAAUAUAUUCCCUGGGGGUGAGGAGUGCCAGGGGGCAGCUGGCUUUGGGGGUGGCCUGGUCACUGUGGUCCACAUCCAGGGCUCACAGGGAAAGAUUCGGGGCAGGGGCCAGCAGGGCCUCCCCAUCCCUUGGAAGGACACCAGGCUGGUAUUCUGGCCCCUGGACUCAGCAAUGGAGCAGAAGGGCCCCGUCUCAGGACCACCGAGGUCCCUCAGGUCCCAGUGGCUGACAGACCUCCACCCGGGGAAGAGCCCCCAGUGCCCCCUCCAAGCCCGUCCUGUCGUCUUGGACACGGUGCUGUCCCCACCCCAGCACACCGUCUCCAGGUAGUGGCAAUUGCCAUGUGGCUCAGAGACCAAGGAGAUGGGGAGGGGCCAACCUGACAGUCGCUGCCGCCACCUCCUGGGCGCAGCCAGAAUUGCCACGGCUCCCAAGUGAGUGAACAGUGGGGGUUGGGCUCAGACUGAAGCGAGCACUGCCACCAGAGGUUCAGCGGCCCACACACGUGGGCACCUGCAUGUGCACGCCAGUGUGCAAAGCACUCCCCAGCCUCCACGCUCUGCUCUGCCUAGCUGCUCUGGACCAGCGGGUAGACUCUGGAUCGUGUCUUCGCUCUCAGGACAAGAGCAGCUCGCAGCCCGUCUCCCUAGGGCCUCAUCAGACACCCUCCCCGACUUCCAGGCGCACAGGCUGGGCCCAGAAUCUGCUUUUGCGUACACCCGACCCCUUUCUCUGCCCUGCCUCAAAGGUUGGGAACUGCUCCCUUUCCUAAACCUGGCUCUGCCAGGUGGCCGUGCAUCCAGAGGGCCACCUGAUGGUGUUCAUGGCAGGGGAGACUUGAGCCACGGUUCUCACAGGCACUGAUGCUCCAAUUCAGACUCAGGGUCUGAGGGGGGCGAGAGUAGGUGGAGUGACUCUGAGGAGGGCACACUUCCUGUGUCGGGGGACCCGGCAAAGCCACGAAGGCUCCCUCUCAGGGAUGUGAGUGUCCUGUUGCCAGGAAAUCAUGGCCACACAAAGCAAGUCUGCGCACGAAGGAGCAGCCGGGCAAGCCUUCAGAGGCACCAAGGCCACCACCUACCUAGCUUAUGGGGCGGGAGGAGUCUGUCCCACCCCCGCCACCACCACCCGGGAGCCUGCAGAGGCCAUGGUGCUGGGCAGUUAGCAGACUGUCCCCUUCAGUGACAAACAGGCCCUGUUAAUACCAGGUUGCCGCAGGGCAGUGUCUCCUGUGUCAGCCUCGGGUGCAGAGCUGCUUCCAGGCCAGGUGGAGAUGAGACAGGUGGUUCCACACUGUGGCGUCCAUCUGUUGGGGUGGGGCAGGUCACAGGCCUGGGCAGGGCAUGAGUCUGGACAGUACCAAGUCUGGAAGUGCUUGGAGUAACUGCAUGUCCUCUUUCUGAACUUUCAUUACCUAGAACUGGGCGCCCCCAGGCUGUGAAAAGUUAGGGAAGUGCCUGACACCCCCGGAGUCUGUCCCGGAGAAGUGCUCCUGGCCGCACUAGCAACAGCCUGGGUUCUGGC